Molecule: messenger RNA, 1310 nt
Organism: Drosophila mojavensis
Lineage: Eukaryota; Metazoa; Arthropoda; Insecta; Diptera; Drosophilidae
Gene: Rtc1
Product: probable RNA 3'-terminal phosphate cyclase-like protein
Exons: 3
Coding region: 96-1244 (382 amino acids)
Biological process (GO): ribosome biogenesis; endonucleolytic cleavage of tricistronic rRNA transcript (SSU-rRNA, 5.8S rRNA, LSU-rRNA)
Cellular component (GO): nucleolus
Molecular function (GO): RNA endonuclease activity
Source: RefSeq, a predicted model, not a curated record
UUAUGCCAUACCUAUUGUUUACAAUUUGGACGCACGUGCAAACGCUGAGGAUAGGUUCUGUUUCUUUUUUGUGUUUAUAAAUAUAAUAAGAAAUUAUGCCGCCAAUUGCACAGGAAGGCAAUUGCCUAAUAUAUCGCGGCAGCAAUUUCCUGAAGCAGCGCCUUGUGCUAUCCUGCCUCAGUGGGAAACCAGUUAAAAUAACACAAAUCCGCGCCGACGAUGAGCAAGCACCCGGUUUGCGGGAAUACGAGAUCAGCCUGAUACGUCUGCUCGACAAGCUGACAAACGGCACCAAAAUUGAAUUAAAUACCGCCGGCACCAGUGUCAUGUUCAGUCCCGGUCUGCUGCAUGGCGGUGCGCUGCAGCACGAUUGCUGUGUGCAGCGUGGCAUUGGCUACUUUUUGGAUGCACUGAUUGCACUGGGUCCGUUCUGCAAGUUCCCGCUCCAGUGCACGCUGCGUGGCGUGACAAACAGCAGGGACUCGCCGUCGGUGGAUCAUAUCAAAGGAGCUGCCCUGUCGCUGCUGAAACGCUUCCUCCUGGUCGACGAGGGUCUGGAGCUGCGCGUCGUGCGUCGCGGCGUCGCGCCCCUUGGUGGCGGCGAGGUCUUCUUCAGUUGUCCUGUGCGCAAAAGCCUUCGAGCCAUACAGUUUCAAGAGCAGGGCAUGGUGAAGCGUAUCCGCGGCACUGUCUACGCCUGCAAGGUUUCCCCGGCGAUGGCCAACCGUACAGUGGAGGCGGCCAAGGGCUGCAUGCUGAAGUUCCUGCCCGACGUCUACAUCUACACGGAUCAAAAUCGUGGCAAACUGUCAGGCAACUCGCCUGGUUUCGGGAUCUGUCUUCUGGCCGAGACCACAGACGGCGUUUGCUUCGCUGCUGAUUGCAUCUCCAACACCAGAGAGGAAUCGGAGACGCCAUCUAUACCAGAAGACUUGGGGCGAGAUGUCGCCAUGCGUCUGUUAGACGAAAUCUAUCGCGGCGGCUGCUGUGAUUCUGCCUACCAAUGGCUGGCCGCUCUCUAUAUGGCGCUCGGGCAGAAGCACGUCUCCAAAUUCCUAACAGGUCCACUCUCCACAUACACGGUGCAUUUCCUACAGCAUCUGCGUGACUUCUUCUCAAUCACAUUCAAGCUGGAGAAUCCCGAGGCGGAUGACGAUGGCGAGGACGAUGUGCGCGGCGCACAAAAAGUGCUUCUCACCUGUGUGGGCAUUGGCUACACGAACAUAAGCAAACGUGUUCUGUAAAAAUUUUUUAAAAUAAUCAUUUAGAUACAGAUAAAUAAAUACAUUUAUAUAAUGUGUGUACAUAUA